ACAAUAGCAAUUUUUUUUUCUGUGGCAGCUACUCAUUUUAAGAUGGGCUUUACGACACUUUACAAAGAUUUACGGCAUUUAGUUGUGGCGAAUGGCAAGAAAAGUAAAUAAACCAGCCCCUUCUCGUCGAUGAGCAAGUUUGAAGGUACCAAAAGAGCGACAAAAUACCGGGACAAUGCUGCUUCAUCGUCGAGCUAUUGUUUCAUUUGGCCUCCGUAUGUGUUCAGCUCAUACCACCACAAGACCUUUGGCGGACACGUCAAGCUUCAGCUCAGAUAUGUCUGAAUUCCGAAAGGCCUUCUCCAAAGCCAAGCACAUCGCAAUUAUCACCGGGGCAGGUGUGAGUGCUGAGAGCGGAGUGCCAACGUUCCGGGGUGAACAUGAAAAAUGGAGGAAAUGGCAGUCCCAAGACCUGGCUUCCCCAGAGGCCUUCUCGCGCUAUCCGUCCCGUGUCUGGGAGUUCUACCAUCACAGACGAGAGGUAGCCUUGAGCAAGAAGCCCAAUGCCGCACAUGUUGCAAUAGCUGAGUGUGAGGCCCGGCUUAAAAAGCAGGGCCGCAAUGUUGUGGUCAUCACGCAGUGCAUCGACGACCUGCACCAGCAGGCCGGCUCCAAACACGUGCUCAGGAUUCAUGGUAGCCUGACGGAGACACGUUGUCUUAGUUGUGGUGAUGUGGAUGUCAACAAGCGCAGCCCCAUAUGUGCAGCGCUCAGGAACAAGGGGUCUCCUGACCCUGACGUUGCCGAUGCUAACAUUCCAGUGGAUAAGCUACCAAGGUGUUCCGAAAGUGAUUGCAAUGGUCUGCUGAGGCCGAACGUGGUGUUUUUUGGGGAGACGCUGGACUCGCACCUCCUGACCAAAGUGGAAAAAGAGCUGGAAAUCUGCGAUCUUUGUUUGGUGGUGGGUACAUCGUCCAUUGUUUACCCGGCAGCCAUGUUUGGCCCCCAGGUGGCAUCCAGAGGUGUUCCUGUGGCAGAAUUCAAUCUCGGAGGAACACCAAAAUCAGAGUACUUCACGUACCACUUUCAAGGCCCUUGUGGAACGACACUGCCUUCGGCCUUGGCACAGCAUGAGUCCGAGGUUGUUUAAAGCACCAGUAGGAGGGUGGUGGGAACCCCCUCUUCAGGGCAUCAGAGGGUUGUUUUUGUUGUUUUCUUGCACAAAUGUUUGCCUUACAAGCAGCUAUAAUGGCUUAGGUGCUUAGGAUGUAGCUCUGCAUGUGUGUCAAUACUUGACUAUACAGUGCUGCACGUACAAAUGGGAUAUAAUGUGGCUAUGCUUAUAAGGUAAUUGGUGAUCAAGGCAAUGUCACUUCAAGGUGUUUUAUAGGUGGAACUGCUUUCCUUUUCGGGGUAGUCGGCUUAUAGGUUCCGCUGUUUUGUAAUUUGAUAUGAGGCCGUGGAUGUAAUUUAACAUGGAGAUUUUGGGGCAAGAUGAGUCAAUUUCUUUCAUCACAGCUGAAAUCCCGAUGCAUUGACCAAAUGUUUGCUUUAAGUUUUACAGCGCGAUUGUAGCUCACGUUACAUUUAUUCUCGGGCUCACUGAUAUCGGUGUAGCAACAUAUCUUUGGUGUUUAAUUCAGUGCAUUCUUAAAAACCGGUGAAAUUGUCCGUUGAUGUAAAACAUACAAUGCACAAUUUUUGUACAGUGUUCAAUCAUCGUAAAUCAAUGCAAUUAUUUGGCAAAGUUAUUAAAAUAUUUAA
Molecule: messenger RNA, 1704 nt
Organism: Corythoichthys intestinalis (scribbled pipefish)
Lineage: Eukaryota; Metazoa; Chordata; Actinopteri; Syngnathiformes; Syngnathidae
Product: NAD-dependent protein deacylase sirtuin-5, mitochondrial-like
Exons: 9
Coding region: 176-1090 (304 amino acids)
Cellular component (GO): nucleus
Molecular function (GO): protein-succinyllysine desuccinylase activity; NAD+ binding; protein-malonyllysine demalonylase activity
Source: RefSeq, a predicted model, not a curated record